GUGACGCCAUCACGUACAGUCUGACGUUUCGGAGAGGAUAAACAAAAAAAAAAAGGAAGGAAGCCUUCGGCGACACAGUCGCGGCAAAAUCGGUUCAAAAUAUUAGCUUGCGAGCUACCGCUAGCCGCUACAUGCUCGUUUUCGUCGCGUAGACGGUUCCAGUCGGGCGUUUGCAAUCAUGGACGACUCCUUGCUGUUUCGUAUGAGCGCGUUUUCCGAGCAAGGGGGGAGAAAAUACAUGGAGGAUGUUAUCGAGAUAAGGAUCGAGUACGAGCCGACGACGUCGGCAGACGAAGACGAACCUAAACCUAAACCGCACAGAUAUGGAGGGCAGAGGAAUGCGGAGACGGGAGCCACCGAAGGGACCGUCGCCAAGGCAACACACGGCCCCGGAGAACCGGGUCCGGCCACGGCCGUGUGGGUCGAGAGUUUCCCGGACGAGGACCUCAGCGCCACGGCGUCAAAACAAACGGACGCGGAACGCGUAGUGGACACCCGGAGGUCCGUGGCGUUUUUCGCCGUGUUCGACGGCCACGGGGGUCGGGAAGCGGCUCAUUUCGCCAGCGAGCAUCUGUGGGAUUUGUUAAAAAGGCAGCGGGGCUUCUGGUCGAAGGAUCACGGCGAGGUGUGCGCGGCGCUACGGAAGGGGUUCAUCGCCUGUCACCACGCCAUGUGGAAAGAGCUGCCGGAGUGGCCAAAGACCAUCACGGGCCUGCCCAGCACGUCGGGCACCACGGCCAGCGUCGUGGUGAUCCGCGGAACUCACAUGUACGUCGCUCACGUCGGGGACUCGGCGGUCGUGGUCGGAGUGAAAGAAAACGACUCGGACAUCACGCUCCAGGCGCUGGAAAUAACACAAGAUCACAAACCGGAGCUUCCUAAAGAAAAGGAAAGGAUCGAGCGACUGGGUGGCAGUGUGAUGAAGAAAUCUGGGGUGAACCGUGUCGUGUGGAAGAGGCCCAGGCUGACCCAUAACGGCCCCGUGAGGAGAAGUACGGUCAUAGACCAGAUCCCUUUCCUGGCUGUCGCCCGAUCCCUCGGUGACCUCUGGAGCUAUGAUUUCUACAGCGGGGAGUUUGUGGUCUCUCCUGAACCUGACACAACGGUGAUGACCCUCGACCCCAAACGCCAUCGCUACAUCAUUCUGGGCAGCGACGGCCUGUGGAACAUGAUGCCCCCUAAGAACGCUGUGAACAUGUGCUACAGCCACGACAAAAUGGUGGGGCCGAAGGGAAUGUCCUGUGCCCGGCGGCUGGGAUGCACGGCGCUGCUGUUUUGGAAGGAGCGCAUGCUGCGUGCAGACAACACCACCGUCAUCGUCCUGGCUCUACAGGAGCGUGCCGGCCCCCCCAUCCCGAUGCACCGAGAUGAGAUCGUAGUCGACAUGGCCACAGGGAUCGACCAGAUUCCAUACCCCGGAACUCCCUAUAACACAUGCGAGGUCCAGAAGGCGAGUGACCCGCUGGAUGCGCCGUCCCCCUUCAGAGAAAGUUCCAGAACUCUGGAGCAGGCGUUCGGGCUGUACGAAGCCACCUUCUGCGCCACCACGCAGCUCUUACCCGACGCCGACGCCGUGAGAGCCGCGCUGCCCCCCUCCAGCGCGCAAGUGAGUAUUUUCGAGAAACAAGACCCCACCACCCAGAUGGACUGCGCCCCCGCUCCCCCUCCCAAAAGGUCCCGGCGCUCCUCGCACAGACCGCCCGAACUCAGAGGUCCCUAUCGCAGAAUUCUGGCGCAGAAGACGCCGGGCGGAGACACGGAGAGCGAACGGUCUCUUCCGCCUCGUGAGGAAAACACAGAAACCAGCUCUUCUGAGGAGGGGGGGGCCCAGUCGCAGCACCACUGCUCGGCCCUGUGCGCGUGCUGAGGAUCCUGACACUAAAACGUGGGAUGUAGACUCUUUAUACAAAGUCUUGCUCUUAUUUUGUAAAUAUACGAGAAGUGGGGAUUGUAAAUGUGCUCCCGUUCGGAUGUAUUAGUUUUGUGUCCUUCUCCCUUCUCCCUCUGUAAAUCUUAGCGCUUAAGAUUUCAACUUAAAUUUCUCGUUUGUGUUCUAUUUUCAUAUUUUCAAAUAUGUACAGUAUAUCCAAAAGCAUAUUUUUAAUCAAAUGCAUCGCUAUUAUCUGACAUAACUUUAUUUUUAGCAGAAUUGGGACCCACUUGAUCUUCCACUUUAGAUUUUUAUCAAACAAAGGAACUACUUUAGUACUUUCGAUUCAUUUUAUGUCAUGAAUUGACAAUAGAUAAUACCUCAGAUCAGUUGUUUGGACUCUAUGAUUAGAAUGUGCUGCCAUAUUAUUGCCUGGUUGAUUGUGAGUCUUCAUCACAGGUCUGAAGGUGCGUUCUUCACGUGUCACCGGUGUAGCGAUGAUGCUGUAGGCUGCAAGCAGUGGUCUGAGGAGAUUAUGCGGGUACUGAUUUGGAAUUUCUUUCAUCUUUCAUUUAAUUAUGAUGCAACGUGACCACACCCAGCUCAGCUAAUUGGCUUUGGGAAGGGUGGUUUCACCCAAAUCCUAAAAUAAGCAUUUUAGAUACGACUCUUUUGUUUAUCUUUGCGUAAGCAUCGAUGUGUUUUUUUUUAGCAAACUCGCCAUUUGAUGGUUUUAUCUUUUUUAGUAUGUUUAUUCUGUCUUUUAUAUCCAUGAGCCUUCAUGUUGUUUUCCACUAAUGAACUGAGAGUUAUUUUCAUUUCAUUUUAAAAAUGUGUUUACAUGGUCGUGGCAGGAAAAGGGAUUGUUGGCAUCUGUCAGAUGUCUACACACUUUAUAAGCUAAACUUUGGAAAGUUUCCCUCUUUUCAUCUUUUUCUUCUUUUGUGCUUUGUGUUCACGACUUGUGCUUUUUGUCAAGCGCAGGAAAUACGUGUUUGUAAGUGCCACAUUCAUGAGGAAUAGAUCUAAGCUCUAACUUGUGUUCUUAAGGCAGCUGAGCUACAGUGACAUCUUAUUUGUUGCCUUCCUCUCGCAUAAAAAUGUCAUGGUUGCCUUAGCACAAUUAAAUCUGAGGUACUUUUUACGCUUCGUCCCGUUUAGGGCCCAAAAAACAUGAGAAAUAGGAUGUUGGUAUAUGUAUGGCUGCAGCCCUGCCUCAGCCAUUUAUCAUGCACCUUCUUUUGUGUCAAUGUAUCAGUUUUACUGACCCCUCUCCAUGCGCUCAACGUUCUUCAUUUAUUCAGAUGUUUUUGUACAGAACAUCAGUAUGCAAUAGAAGUUUGUACAGUACGUGAUUAUGCAAAGUAUCUGGGUUUUUUCAGAGGUUCAGCAUGCUCAGAUCUGCUCUGUAUUUUGUGACUUGGGUUUCAAUGGACAUGUGUUGUGUUUUGACGGUGACAAUUCUUUGGUCUUACUUUUUUUUUCACGGCAGCCAGUUUUUCAUGGCUCACUGUACAAGUAAAACACUUUGAAAGUGACUGGAUAUAUGAUAUAUGUGUUGUUAUAAAGGUCUCAUUUUUCAAUAAAUGCCAUCUUUUCUGCUACUCUG
Menidia menidia (Atlantic silverside) is the source of this 3479-nucleotide messenger RNA. Lineage: Eukaryota; Metazoa; Chordata; Actinopteri; Atheriniformes; Atherinopsidae. The record is from the annotation of a GenBank genome assembly.